Molecule: messenger RNA, 330 nt
Organism: Eruca vesicaria subsp. sativa (arugula)
Lineage: Eukaryota; Viridiplantae; Streptophyta; Magnoliopsida; Brassicales; Brassicaceae
Source: the annotation of a GenBank genome assembly
AUGCUGAAGAAAUUCGACAACGCUACUUCAUGCCGGCAUAUAUCCAAAUCGUGCGUGUUUGUGGAUGAUCUCAUCAGCUUAGAUUUCUAUAACAACAAUCUUACAGGAAAGAUUCCUACUUCUUUGGGGAAACUGAAGUCUCUGGUCUUUCUACGGCUCAAUGACAACCAAUUGACUGGUCCAAUCCCUAGAGAACUCACGAAAAUCCCAAGCCUCAAAGUUGUUGAUGUGUCAAGCAAUGAUUUGUGUGGAACCAUCCCAACAGGAGGACCUUUUGAACAUUUGCAAGCUACGACACCAACUGCAACUAAAGCAACUGACAACAUCUGA